Molecule: messenger RNA, 1024 nt
Organism: Monopterus albus (swamp eel)
Lineage: Eukaryota; Metazoa; Chordata; Actinopteri; Synbranchiformes; Synbranchidae
Product: paired amphipathic helix protein Sin3a-like
Exons: 4
Coding region: 46-651 (201 amino acids)
Biological process (GO): negative regulation of transcription by RNA polymerase II
Cellular component (GO): Sin3-type complex; chromatin
Molecular function (GO): transcription corepressor activity
Source: RefSeq, a predicted model, not a curated record
AUACAUGCCUUUGUCCACUUUAGCUCCUUUAGGUAUGUGUAUGCAAUGAAGAAGUGUGUGGAGGACCAGGAACCAACAUUUGCUCCCCAGCAACCUCAGUCACGCCAUCCCCCAGGUCAAAGUAUCACAGAGAGCUUCCAACACCGGGCCCUCGCCCCGGCCCCUGCUGUUAUAGAGACAGCCACAGACAACAUGCAGCCAUCCAAUGGCAUCCAGUAUUCUCUCCCCCAGGGCUACCAGGUGCCUACAAUUCCUCAGAGCACAAGUGGACAUGGACACACCAAUACUGCACCUCAUGUUGGUCCCCACACACACAGUCUAUCAGUUCAGUCUCAGGGUCCUGCAGUGGUCCAAAGUCAUGUUCAUGCACCCACCCCCAUGAAUUCAACCCAAGGACAGCAACAGUUUCAACGACUGAAGGUUGAAGAUGCACUGUCCUAUCUGGAUCAAGUGAAGCUACAGUUUGGCAAUCAGCCACAAGUUUAUAAUGAUUUUCUUGAUAUUAUGAAAGAGUUCAAGUCACAGAGGAUGGACACUCCUGAAGUCAUUAACCGUGUUUCCCAGCUCUUCAAGGGCCACCCUGACCUCAUUAUGGGUUUUAACGCUUUCUUGCCACCCGGUUAUAAGAUUGAGGUUCAAACCAACGGAUAAUGGGGGGCCUGUACUUGGGAUGUAGCAACUCCUCAAGUAGGUGAUUUCAAAACAAGAUCUGAUAAAUACAAAUACAGUAGCUAAUUACAAUAAACACAGAUAGAUUUGACCUUCUACAAACAUUUUGUGGUUUAUAAGUGAAAUUAUUUUCAUUAAAGUAACCAAAAGAAACCGAUUCAUCAUUCUGACCGCUUCUUUUUUAUUGGCCUUUAUCAGGUAAUCCAAAUCAAAUUCUCUAGCACUAUGAUGUGGCCUGUGGCUUUAAAUAUAUUUUUAGCAUUUGAACAUAUUUCUGAGUUUGAACUGGAAAACAGCCAUCUUCUACUGGCACUGUUAAGUGAACAUUAUUUAUUGGAUAUUUUGAUUAAAUAUU